AUGGGUCAGCUUAUGGAGGUCACUUUGCUACAUUCAAAACAGCAACCAAGGUUCUGCAAUCUGGGUUGUGGUGGCCUACCUUGUUUAAAGAUGCAGCAAGCUUCAUCGCAAAGUGUGAUCCAUGCCAAAGGAAAGGGAAGUAUCACCAAGAGAGAUGAAAUGCCACUGAACCCAAUUCUGGAAGUUGAGAUCUUUGAUGUAUGGGGAAUAGACUUCAUGGGACCUUUCAAGCCUUCCUCAAACGGGCACAACUACAUUUUGGUUGCUGUGGACUAUGUGUCCAAAUGGAUUGAAGCCAUCCCCUGCCCAGCCUGUGAUGCUAAGGUUGUUAUCAAACUGUUCAGAACCAUCAUCUUUCCAAGAUAUGGCAUCCCAAGGGUUGUUAUUUCGGAUGGAGGUUCCCAUUUCAUCAAUAAAGUGUUUGAGAAGUUGAUGAAGAGUUAUGGAGUCAAGCACAAGGUCGCUACACCUUACCAUCCUCAAACCAGUGGGCAAGUUGAGGUCUCCAAUAGGCAGAUAAAGGCCAUUCUUGAGAAGACAGUGAGCUUCACUAGGAAGGAUUGGUCAACAAGACUUGAUGAAGCUCUUUGGGCCUAUAGAACAGCUUACAAAACCCCCAUUGGAAGGUCCCCUUUCAACUUGCUGUAUGGAAAGGAUUGUCACUUACCUGUGGAGGUAGAGUACAAGGCACUAUGGGCAGUAAAGAUGCUGAACUUUGACAUAAAGGCUGCACAAGAGAGAAGAGUAAUGAACUUGUUUGAGUUGGAGAAAUCAGAAUGA
Messenger RNA from Microthlaspi erraticum, 780 nucleotides. The record is from the annotation of a GenBank genome assembly. NCBI's taxonomy places the organism in Eukaryota, Viridiplantae, Streptophyta, Magnoliopsida, Brassicales, Brassicaceae.